Messenger RNA from Prunus armeniaca (apricot), 438 nucleotides. NCBI's taxonomy places the organism in Eukaryota, Viridiplantae, Streptophyta, Magnoliopsida, Rosales, Rosaceae. The record is from the annotation of a GenBank genome assembly.
AUGGUUGUUGCCUUUAUUCGUACAUGGUGUUUGUCUUCUUUCCUCCUCAUGCUUGAAGCUGGAGUGGCAGCUGACAUAUUUCUAAACCAUGACUGGGAAGAGGACUUUCCAGAUGAUCCAACUGGGAGAUUUGAUCAAUUCAAAGAAUUUGUAAGGUCGAACUUUGAUAUCUGCAAAUGGAUUGGCUUGUCAAUUGUGUGUGUGCAGGGACUGUCUUUGUUAUUGGCAAUGAUACUCAAAGCUCUUGGGCCACAUCAGUAUUAUGAUAGUGAUGAUGAGUACGUUCCUGAGAGAGUUCCGCUCCUGAAGAAUGCUGUUCUCCCACCUCCUUAUGUCAUUGGUGACCCUGUAUAUGGGUCCAAAAACGAUGCAUGGAACAUAAGGAUCAAUGACAAGCAUCUUACAAGUGAGCUGCAAGUGGAGAGGAGCAGGGUGUGA